Molecule: messenger RNA, 642 nt
Organism: Iphiclides podalirius (scarce swallowtail)
Lineage: Eukaryota; Metazoa; Arthropoda; Insecta; Lepidoptera; Papilionidae
Source: the annotation of a GenBank genome assembly
AUGAUUAAAGAGCUAUGCAGUGAUCCGAGAAGUCAAUUGUCGGCAAAACUUGCACAAAAAGUUAAUAGAAUAAUAGCAGAGAUCGAGUUAACACAUUACGCCAGUUUACACAAGUUGAGCACAGCUGAUGAGAGUACUUCGACUAUUUUAGGUGUAAUGCAUCAGUCAGCCACUGAAUUAACAUUUGAUGAACAGUCAGAACUAAAUCAUGCAAUUGUGAACAAGAUUCAGUCAAAAUUGCCUGCAUUUGUUGUGGAAUUAGAUCAUCUCCAGCAAACUCUUAAAAUGAAAUCAUCUCAAGGGGGUGAAAUUAGCAAUCUGCGGGAAAGUCUCAAUGAUAAAUUUAACUCAAUACAAAGUCAAGAAAGUGAAAAGGUAGAGCUGAUGAUGGAAUGGAUAAAUCACAGACUUCAUGAUGUAUCAAAGUUUAGUGAGAACUCUAAUGAGCUUCAAACACUUAAAACUAAAAUUCUAGAUCUGAAAUCAAAAAUUCUUCAUUUACAAAUAUUACAAAACAUUUACACGGAAACAAACCAAUCAAUUAAAGCAUAUGGUGAAAUCCAUAGACAACUUAAAGACAGUAUUAUGGAGACGGAGCAGAGAAUCAAAAAGUUCAAGGAUAUUGUGGAGAGAGAUUACAAC